AUGGCGGAGCCCGGGGACGACGAUUACUGGGCCCCCAAAGAUAUUGUUUACACUGCGAUUGUUGGGUUAGUCAUGUUGGCAGCCAUCCUCGAAUGGUUUCUGUGGAUUGCGGCAUUUCUAUACUGUCUCUGGAAAGUCUUCGUCAAGGCUGAGCAUUGGUCCAUCCGAGUAUUAGCAGUCAUUGUUGGCGUCUUGUUCACUUGUUUCAGAGCAAUCUUCCUCCCGAUCAUGAUAGUCACGUUGCCAUUGCCUGCUGCUGUCGUCAAGUACUGGCCAACGAACAUGGUCGAUGUGCUUCAGUGGUUCGCUUUCUGGAGUUUUGCCGGUCUUCUGACCAUUCCAUGGCUUUUCUGCGUCUAUCAGCUGGUUACCAACCAGCUCGGAAGAAAGAAGAGAAUCAAGCAGGUCCUGGACGAAGUCUCGGCACCGAAAGUCGUCAUUGUCAUGCCCGUCUACAAAGAGGACCCAGACGUUCUUGUUGUUGCCAUCAACUCCGUCGUCGAUUGCGACUACCCGCCCUCAUGCAUUCAUGUCUUCCUCUCGUUCGACGGUGACCAGGAAGACGAACUCUACUUGAACACCCUCGAGAAGUUGGGCGUCCCACUGACCUUGGAGACAUACCCCAAGAGCAUCGAUGUCUCAUACAAGUCUGCCCGCAUUACCGUCUCCCGAUUCCCCCACGGUGGAAAGCGCCAUUGCCAGAAGGCUACCUUCAAGCUCAUCGACAAGGUUUACGAGCAUUACCUGAAGAGAAACGACAACCUCUUCAUCCUUUUCAUCGACUCCGAUUGUAUCCUGGAUCCCACCUGCUUACAGAACUUCGUCUUUGACAUGGAAAUGAGUCCUGGCAACCCCCGAGAUAUGUUGGCCAUGACCGGUGUCAUCACGUCUACGACUAAGAAGCAUAGCUUGAUCACACUGAUCCAAGACAUGGAGUAUAUCCACGGCCAACUUUUCGAGCGAACUGUCGAGUCGGGGUGUGGCGCCGUCACUUGUCUUCCCGGUGCUUUGACGAUGCUUCGAUUCUCUGCUUUCCGCCGCAUGGCCAAAUACUACUUUGCCGACAAAGCAGAGCAGUGCGAGGAUCUUUUCGACUUCGCCAAGUGUCAUCUGGGUGAGGACCGCUGGCUUACGCAUUUGUUCAUGAUCGGAGCCAAGAAGCGUUACCAGAUCCAGAUGUGUACCUCCGCCUUCUGCAAGACCGAGGCUGUUCAGACAUACAGAUCACUCAUUAAGCAGCGUAGACGAUGGUUCCUUGGUUUCCUCUCCAACGAAGUCUGCAUGCUUACUGAUUGGCGUCUCUGGAAGCGCUACCCUCUGCUGGUUCUCGUUCGAUUCAUGCAAAACACCAUUCGAACCACGGCUCUCUUGUUUUUCAUCAUGGUACUCGCCAUCAUCACCACUUCUAAAAAGGUUGAUAACUUGCCAGUCGGCUUCAUUGCCAUUUCGCUUGGGCUCAACUGGCUCAUGAUGUUGUAUUUCGGCGCUAAGCUUCGUCGGUUCAAGAUUUGGUUGUACCCGAUCAUGUUCGUCCUGAACCCCUUCUUCAACUGGUUUUACAUGGUUUAUGGUAUCUUCACGGCUGGACAGAGAACGUGGGGAGGCCCGAGAGCUGAUGCCGCUACUGCCGACACCGAUACCACCGCCCAGGAAGCCAUCGAGCAAGCCAAGGAAGCUGGAGAUGAGCUCAAUAUUGUGCCCGAAUCAUUCAUUCCCGCCGCCGAGGCCAGAAAGGAGAGCAUCGCCGGCGGCAAAGGCAACAUGGGCCCUAUGGGUCGCAAGCACAGUGUUGUCCAGCCACCGUCGCAAAUCGAGGGACGCUUCGCUGCGAGGAAGAAAUCAGCUGCCGGAUUCUAUGUCAACGCCGACGACUCUCAAGUCACUGUCAACCGAUCCGGUCCUAGUGGUUUUGGUCCGGCAUGGGCAUUGCAGUCACGCGACUCAUUUGAUAGUAUGGUGUCGUCGCAGACUGCUGGCAACUCAGUCUACAUGCCUCGGCGUGUCGAGAGCAUCAUGGGUGAAGAGGAUCGCAAGAAGUACGAGCUUGCACAACAGAGCCAGUUUAACCAGUUUUUGUCCAACUCUAAGCGUUUUGGAGCUCAGACUACAGCCACUGGUCAGGUACACGAAUAUACCGACGCGGAGAUGAAGCGGGGAGGAUACCAAGAUGCCCCCGAUCCGAUGGAUAAAGGCCAGGAGUACACCGACAACGUCCGGAUGGGCGCUGUUGAUAACAGCUUCUCCGGACGACCACAGUCUGGAGAAGGUUUGCCAAGGCAAGGUAUGAGCGCAGCGCAUUCGGCCAGAGGCGGGCGCAGCCCGCUUGCGCGAGCCAGUUUGGUUCGCACUAUCCCACUCGAAGAUGUCCAGUCUGAGGGCGAAAGCUCAAGCGGCGGCAAGGACAGCCGCGACCACUCGCCCAAGAGAAGGCCGUAG
Molecule: messenger RNA, 2436 nt
Organism: Colletotrichum orchidophilum
Lineage: Eukaryota; Fungi; Ascomycota; Sordariomycetes; Glomerellales; Glomerellaceae
Product: class VII chitin synthase
Exons: 3
Coding region: 1-2436 (811 amino acids)
Cellular component (GO): cell septum; cell periphery
Molecular function (GO): chitin synthase activity
Source: RefSeq, a predicted model, not a curated record